This is a messenger RNA of Trifolium pratense (red clover), 1582 nucleotides long. RefSeq lists its product as uncharacterized. The record is from RefSeq and is a predicted model, not a curated record. Lineage: Eukaryota; Viridiplantae; Streptophyta; Magnoliopsida; Fabales; Fabaceae. The transcript is spliced from 3 exons. The coding region runs from base 350 to 1279 and encodes 309 amino acids.
GCAACGUUCUUUCUUACAAAUCCACAAGGAGAUUAGGUUGGUUUUAGUUGGAAGAAAUAAUUGUACACCAAAUGACGUGGAUCCAUGCUGUAGUCUCUAUUUUAUGACCCAAAUUUUGAGUAUAUUCUCAUAUUUAAAAUCUUAAUCAACAAUUGGGUCCUAUCUUAACACAUGUGUGCCAAAUUAACUCUUAUUAUUUACAUUUGCGCGGCGAUUAGAGAUUGUUGUCUUAUCCUUAAUUUUCUUCCUAUAUAAACACAUUCAUUGUUCAUUAUAUUUUCCACAUACAAAAACAUUUGAGUCAAAUAUUAAUAAUUGUAACAUCAUCAUCAUCAUCAUCAUCAUCAUCAUGGGUGCAACAUCUAUGGCUCAUGUUACUAGGUAUUUGCCAGCUGGUUUUCGAAGGGAAUUGUCUAGACAAAAGUUACAACAAUAUGGUGAAACAAAUCUUGGUGAUGUUGAAUUUGAUUUUCUAGUUGAUCAUUGUGAUGAGUUUCAAAAUAAUGAAAUGGAAUUGGAUUUUGAAGAUGAUUGUGAAGAUAAGGUUAAUGAUGAUGGUUUCAAUGAUGAGGAGAGUAGAAAUUUUUGGGAUAAUCAACUUCAACUUUUGCAGACUCAUAUAUACAGAACAAGUUCUAUGGAAUUAAGCAUAAGAAAUGCAACAAAAGAAGGUGUUGAAGAAAUAGAUAGAUCAAAAAUAGAAUGCAGUUGUAGUAGACAAAUUGGUGUAGCCAGCUCAUGUCCAAAUUGUUUUAUGAGUCAAGUCUCAAGAUACCUCCAAAAUGCAGGUUUCAACAGUGCCAUUUGCAAUACUAAAUGGAAAAGUUCACAUAAUAUUCCAUCAGGGGAGCAUACAUUUUUGGAUGUGGUAUAUAAUACAAGCAAAGAAAAAGCAGAUAUUAGAGUGAUCAUAGAACUAAACUUUAGAGCACAAUUUGAAAUUGGAAAAGCAAGUGAAAACUACAAUUGUCUUGUAAGAAAACUCCCUGAGGUGUAUGUUGGAAAAGCAGAGAGAUUAACUAACAUAAUCAAGAUUAUGUGUUUGGCAGCUAAAAAAUGUUUAAAGGAAAAUAAAAUGCACAUGGGACCAUGGAGAAAACAAAAAUACAUGCAAGCUAAAUGGUUAGGUCCAUGUAAAAGGAACACUUCAAUAAAUUCACUUUCAAUGGGUUAUUCUGAGAGGAUUAGUCCAAAACAAAAGCCAAAGGCUUCAUUGUUAACUGUGGAUUUACUAGAGAAGGUUCCUAAUAUGCAUUAUACUGCACUUGAAGUUGUGUGAAUUGUUAUUUUUGGUGUAUUGGUUAAGAUAUGAGAGUUGAUAUUGGAACACACGCGGUCGGGACACCGUACAUAAAGUAUUUUUCUCCUUGAAUGAUGAGCGCGGAAACUAAGGCCGAGGAAAAAAGAAAGGCAAAACUUGUUACGAUCAUAUGAAAAUACGGUGUCGGGUGUUCCUAAAUUAUUUCUGUAAUAUAGAAUUUUGUUUUUUUUUUCUUUAUUUCUAUAGUGAGAAAGGUGUGAAUCAAAUAUCAUUUCAUGAGCAUGUAAAAAAUUUAUAGCAAUAUAUAUAGGAACUUAUAAA